This is a messenger RNA of Hyalella azteca, 861 nucleotides long. RefSeq lists its product as uncharacterized. The coding region runs from base 224 to 739 and encodes 171 amino acids. The record is from RefSeq and is a predicted model, not a curated record. NCBI's taxonomy places the organism in Eukaryota, Metazoa, Arthropoda, Malacostraca, Amphipoda, Hyalellidae. The transcript has 4 exons.
CGUUGGGUGACGGUGGGUGAGAUGAUGGGUAAGAUGGUGGGUAAGUUGAUGGGUGAAGUGGGCUCCUUUUACUUAAAUUGCUUGAAAUUCACUGCCAUUGAAUGGGUGGGUAACGUUCAAUCAUGCUUGGUGUGGCGGGUGACAAUAACUCAAUUUCACUCAAUUACUUAACUUAAUUAAACUUAACAUUGCCUGAGGUGUCGAUGUGGCUGUGGUGGCUGCAAUGCUGCAGUAUGCGCAGCCACGGCGCCUGAGGGUGGAUGCGGGGGCGGAUGACCUGAGGGGGGCGCCGUGGGGUGACCUCGUCGAGGUGGCAGGACUCAUGGGGACCUAUGGACGGCCGGAGGUCGUCCUUGACCUGCGAUCCUUCAACACGACUGAGGAUUACAAUCAUCACGACGACAUCCUCCUGCCGCUGCACGACAGCGGGGUGAGGCUGGGGGAGUUCGUGGGCUGCGUGGGCACCGGCGCUGGGGUGGCCGCCCUCAGCACCGUGGCUCGCGACGCUGACCUCCGCAUCCACCUGGCGGCGCCCCUGGACCUCAGCGCCUUCGAGUGCAAAUACAGAAACCUUUGGGUGUACACGCGUACCUUCCCGCCCCCCUUACCUGCCCCGCCAGCCUCCCCCACUUGGCCCCUGCCCUCGUGGCCCAAGCCGUUGCUGUCUGUAGCGGGGGCGGAUGAGGGGUCCUGGGGGCGGUGGCCCACACCAUCACUUCCCUCGCCCCUCUUGGCCUAAGGUUCGCACUGCUGAAGCUACAGGACUGCGGGCUGCGAACAGCUGACCUGCGGCUGCUGCUGCAGGAUCUACAGGCUGCGGGCGUCAGGUCGGCCUGGGAGGGCGACACGCGGGCCGAGGGU